AUGUCCCAGCUUCCAUUAUUUCUAUUUACCUACAAUUGCAAUAGGCUCAAGUUGAAUUCUGAGGAAUUCAUCAGCAAGAUUGUUGAUGUUUUGCCCGAUACUCUAUCGAGUAUAUAUGUAUUUGGAUUUCAAGAAUUGUGCUCCAUACUAGAUGGUAGUUUCCCCGAUAUUGCUAAUAAGCAUAUGAUUGACUUGAACAAGUUAUUGUUGGAUGCAUUCAAGACCAAAUAUGCGAAUGAAGCCGUUAGAUUUCAUACGAUAUCAAUUGAGCAUGUUGGAUCAAUUGGACUCAUAGCAAUUACCCCAUUUAUUCUGAGAAUCAACAAGGUGAAGAGUGCUCAAUGCGGUUGUGGAUACUUUGGGUCAUCGAUGAAAGGAGGUGUUGGUUUAAGGCUUUCAUAUAAGAAUGGCGAUGAAGAUAUUGAGAUAACGUUUGCUAGUGUUCAUUUAAGUGCUGGAGAAGGCGAACACUAUUAUAUUAAACGGAAUAAGAACAUGAAUGAUAUAAUGAGAAGUUUACAAUUCGAUGAUGGCUGGAGUUUAUUGAAGCCAAACACUCACUGUUUCAUACUUGGAGAUUUAAACUACCGAACUACAAAAAAUUAUGAUCCAAAUUCUGAUACCAGUAAAAGAUUAUUUGAACUCCACGAUCAAACUAAAAAGACUAGUCAUCCCAAAUCUAUUGAAGGUCUAGUUGACAAUCAUGAUGAAUUAACAAGUGGCAUUGAAAAAGGCGAUGUGCUCACUGGAUUCAAUGAAGGGUGUAUUGAAUUUUGUCCGACUUACAAAUACGUACAAGGAACUGCUAUUUAUAAUACCAAACGGUCACCAGCUUGGUGCGAUCGAAUCUUAUUUCAAUCUACUUAUUCAAUCAAACAGAAAGAACAGCCCAAAGUCGUCCGGUACGAUAGUAUACCGAACUUAUUAAUAUCGGACCAUCAACCAGUUUUUUUGGAAAUCCAAAUUCCUUUCCAAGCUCCAGAAUCAAUUAUAACUAAUGAUAGUGGGUACUUGAAAAUCUUACCAAACGAAAGAUCUGAUAUUCAUAAACUUCACCCAUCUCACAAUGCUGACUUGAAUGCAAAUCAAUUAUCAGAAAUGAUUAGUGGACCCACCCAAAUUUACAUGAAGGCUACUAAAAUCGAUUAUAUCGCACAACUAAUUUUACGACCACUAAUCGAUUGGAUCGUUGGUUAUCUCAUGUGGUUUGGAGUUAGCCAACGCGGUAGAUUACAUCUUUUGGUUAUCUCUCUAAUAUUUGGUGGUUGGUAUUGGUAUAUGAGGGGAGGUGAAUAA
Molecule: messenger RNA, 1296 nt
Organism: Hyphopichia burtonii NRRL Y-1933
Lineage: Eukaryota; Fungi; Ascomycota; Pichiomycetes; Serinales; Debaryomycetaceae
Product: phosphoinositide 5-phosphatase
Exons: 1
Coding region: 1-1296 (431 amino acids)
Biological process (GO): phosphatidylinositol dephosphorylation
Molecular function (GO): phosphatidylinositol-4,5-bisphosphate 5-phosphatase activity
Source: RefSeq, a predicted model, not a curated record